GAUCUGUGAAGUCAGCUGAAGACAAGCAUUGUUUGCUUCCCAUUCCUUCUAUAGAAUUUCCCCAACAUGGGAAGUCAUUGUUCCAUUCCCUCCUUACCCCUUGUGGAAAAAUUCCAAAUUCAAGGUGGAUUCCAGCACCAGGUGGCAUGGUCUCUUGUCUUUGUACGACCAACCACAGUUUAGGCUUACAGAAAAACAAGAUCAUUUACAGAUCGUCUUGAGCACCAGGCCAUUAGGUUCCUUAUGUACCACUAAUGGCUUUCAGUAGAAAACCUAGAUUAAUCAACAGGUGCACACUACAUAGUUGUAACUUGAAAGACAGGAAUGAAUUGAAUGGGUUCCUCUAUAUCAGCUUCCUGAAAACAUUUCAGGGUGUAGCAGUGCCCCCAGAAUGGAAAUAGCAGCGCCUUUUAAAGUGUAGGUGUCUUGGCAUUUAGCUAUCGGUGCCAGAAGACAGGGUGCCUCACUUUCCCCUUCUACACAGCACAGUAGGUUGUUACACCCUUGCUGCUAUCCCUAGCUUUAAGCCUGUUUACAGCUAUUAGCUUAGAAGCUGCAAGUUCAUGCAAGUCUCUUGUUCCUAACCCUAGCAUAUGUGAAAGCUUUCUCCAAAAAUCAUGCGUGUCACAUUUUGAAGGGGUUUUAUUGUCCGUAUGAGUUCCUUAGUUUUGAUUCAUUGAUGUUGUAAAAAAAGGCAUAAGGUUGCCAGCAACUCUCUGACAGAAUGGCAUUUCCAAGUGUGGUUACCAUACCAUACCCUCUGUUUAAAACAUUUGAGUGAUUUGGUAUUUAUCACCCCUUUCAACCCAUCAUAUACUCGUGUGUAUUUAGCUACAGGUUUUUCUUUUUCUUCAGUAAAAGUUUCCAUUGCACGUACUUGUCUGAGGCUUCAGGGAAGAAAGUUUCCAGUGGAGAUGCACCUCCCCCCAAGGCUAACUUCCUGCAAAGAAUUUACCCUGACCCCAGAAGAGUCUCCAUAAUCCUCAUGUUUAGCUUUCAUCAUGGGGGACAUGAAAACCCCGGACUUCGAUGAUCUUUUGGCUGCUUUUGACAUCCCAGACCCAACUAGCCUUGAUGCCAAGGAGACCAUACAGUCAACUGGUGAAGAAAAUGAAAAUAACUUAAAGCCAUCAGGAAUGUGUAUAGAUGAAAACGUGUCCUUGUCCCACUCGGUGCCAGCUUCUGAUACCCCUGUUGUGAGUGUUAUUGUGAAGAACACAAGUCGUCAGGAAUCCUUUGAAACAGAGAAGGAAGGGAACCACCUUGGAGCUGGUCUGUUACACAAUGGGUUCCGUGGGUCUGAUCUGCCCUCAGAGGCUCACAACUUGGUGCACAAUUAUGGGAAAUUUGAUUCUGCUUUUAUUAAUGGUGAUAGUUCAAAAAACUAUUCUGAAAAACUGGACCAAUCGAAGUCAGAACCUUUACCUACAUUCAGUCAGUUCAGCCCUAUCUCCAGCCCUGAACCAGAGGAUGCUUUCAAAGAGAACAGUAUUGGCAAUAAACCAAAACUUGCCCAAACUCCAUAUUUCCCACCAACUCCAAUGUAUAUUCCAAAUUCAACCGCAGUUCUAGAUUCACUUAAGAAGUUACCAGAGCCAGAAUUAAGUAUGUUUGAUCAGUAUAGUAAAAAAGAACGAAAGAUGGAGAUUCAUACCCAGCAAGAAAGCAGGCUGGAAUUGAGCAGAAGGGAACAAGACAGAGUAGCAGAGAAGUUUGUAGAAUCCCGCAAAGAUCUGGUGGAUACCAGCAACUUCCUUGGGGAAGGUGUGGCAUUUGGAAGUUUCCACAACAAUAACUUUAAAGAAAGCAGAGGGUCUAUGGCUGAAGUGAACUUUUCUUCAUCAGUCCCACCUCGCCAGCGUCUAAAGCCAGCUCACUCAAAAUUGUCAUCUUGUGUUGCUGCAUUAGUAGCGCUUCAGGCCAAAAAAGUUGCGUGUAUUCCAAAAGAAGAUCAAACAAGUCUCACGAAAGAAUCUUCUGGCCAUUUUAAAGAUGGCAUGAAAGGAAGUCCCAAAAUGCCUAAGUCACCAAAGAGCCCAAGAAGCCCCUUAGAGGUGGUAAAAAAGGCCAACAAGCAGCCUGAGAGUCCUCGGAGUGUAUGCAGUGAUAGUAGUGGAAAAGGCUCUCCCUCCAUGGCUGCUGGCUCUCCCCCAGCCAUUCCCAAAGUUAGAAUAAAAACUAUUAAGAUGUCUUCUGGUGAAAUUAAAAGAACUGUUACUAGAAUCUUGCCAGAAGUUGAAGAGUUGGGCAAAUCCCCUGAGGAGUCAUCUGCAGAAGGUUCAGCCAUGGAAGAAUUUAUUAAGGCCUUCCCUUCACCUGAUACUAGUGCAGUUACGGAAAAUGAGGCAAGUACAGGGACCACCAAAAAUGCAGCUGCCACAGCUAUUCAGGUGUCAAAUGUUGCGAGCCCAUGUAUAGAUGAUAUGAAGACAGAUACUACUGAAAACAGCACGCCCAAUGUGUCUUUGUCUCCACUGCCAAACUGUGGCAGUGAUGCCAUAAAAAUAGGCAAUAUAGGUCAGCAGCUCAACAAGAGGCAGCAGCAGGGCACUGUGACGCAGCCUUCUAACCCCACAACCUCCACCCUACUUCCCAAGGCCGUACAUCUGGCAAAUCUCAACUUAGUUCCACACAGUGUUGCUGCUUCUGUCACAGCAAAAUCCUCUGUGCAAAAGCGAAGUCAGCCUCCGCUAACUCAAAUGUCAGUGCCACUGGUGCAUCAAGUAAAGAAAGCUGCUCCUGUAAUUGUGGAGGCAUUUAACAAACUACUAAAUAGUAACAAUCUUGUGCCAGUGUAUUCUCCAAACCUCAGCCCACCUCCUGACACCAGUAUUCAGUUACCUGCAUCUGGGUAUUGCUGCCUGGAAUGUGGAGAUUCAUUUGCCUUAGAAAAAAGCCUAACUCAACACUAUAGCAGGCGAAGUGUCCACAUUGAAGUCAUGUGUACUCAGUGUUCAACUCUGCUGCUGUUCUUUAACCGGUGUAGUUUGCUUAGACAUGCAAGAGAGCACAAGAGCAAAGGACUGAUUAUGCAAUGUUCUCAGCUGUUAAUGAAACCAAUUUCCUUAGAUGAAAUGCUCUCACCUUCUCCUACAAACUCUUCAGUGUCUUUGGCUCCUCAGACUUCGCAUUUUCCAUCUUCUUUAUGUAAACCCAGUGCUGCAUCAGGGAGUGGGACAGGAAUCUCUACCGUCGCUUACCCAGCCAUGCCUCUGUAUGCAGACCCAUUGAGACUAAUCCGCCAGGGACUAAAGUGUCUUGAAUGUAACAAGCAGGCCCAGGAUUAUGUUGCUCUUGCAGCACACUACCAGAGAACCUCAGAAGAUAAUGAGGGACUGACUUGUCAAGUGUGCCAGAUGAUGCUGCCUAACCAGUGCUGCUACUGUGCUCAUCAAAGAAUCCAUACUCACAAGUCCCCCUACUGCUGCCCAGAGUGUGGAACGUUGUGCCGAUCAGCCUAUUUCCAAACCCAUGUCAAGGAGAAUUGCCUACAUUACUCUCGCAAAGUUGGCUACAGGUGUAUCCACUGUGGCGUUGUCUUUAUGUCGCUAGCUAUGCUGAAAGUGCACAUUCACGAGAAACACUGCGAAGUCUUCCACAAAUGUUCUUUCUGUCCAAUGGCCUUCAAAUCUGCAGACAGCACCACUGCUCAUAUUACUAGCCAGCAUCCAGAAGAGCCUCACAAGACUACUCAGGUUAUCUACAAAUGUUCUUGUGAGACUGUCUUUAACAAGAAGAAGCUGCUCCAAGAGCACUUCCAGCAGAAUGCCAACAAGCUGUUGGUGGGAGUAUUUAAGUGUCCGCAGUGUCAAUUAGUGUAUAUGCAGAAACAGCAGUUAAUGCAGCAUGUCAAGGCUGUUCAUGGGGUCCCCCCAAAUCCUGAGGAUGUCUCUAACCUUCGGCAGAAGCCCGAGACAACAUCUAGCAGCCAGGUUGUUACACCACCAAAGGAGUUGUCAGUAGCCAAUGGUACUUCCCAUACCUCUUCGCCAAGGAAGGACACAAGGGCAGAAGACAACUCAGAAUCAAAACUCAAUGUGAAAAGUGCUGGUUGGACUUGUAGGGAGUGUUCUCAGUGGAACCCUGAUCGGGAAAACUAUGUAUCCCAUAUGAAGAAAAGCCAUGGAAAGUCCGUGAAGAGAUAUCCCUGUCGGCAGUGUGAGCAUUCGUUCAACGAUUUCAGCAGUCUGCGCAGACACAUUCGCAAUAAUCAUGACACAGCAAAGAAAGUUUACACUUGCAUGUACUGCACAGAUGAAAAUCAAACAUUUCCUCAGCCUUCCAUGCUGGAAAAUCACAUCAAUCUCAUGCAUGGCAUUAAAAACCCGGACCUGUCCCAGAUGUCCAAUGAAAAAGCUCCGGGGAGUAACUCAACAAAAGAAAAAUCUCCAAAGAGAAUGUCUGCAGAUGUUCCGGGACAGAUGGAAACCACUGAAGCACCACCAGCCAAAAAACUGAAGGCACAUUGGAAGUGUGCAAAAUGUGGAUUUGCAACAUAUAUUGGUACUGAAUUUCAGGGACACAUACCUCAGCACAAGACAGACAGCUCCACUUAUCAAUGCUCGCUCUGUGGCUUGUGUUACACAUCUCACAUCUCUCUGAACAGGCACCUCUUCAUUGUUCAUAAAGUAAAAGAGGAAGAGGAAAGGGAAAAGUUACAAACAGAGACAAAUGAGAAUGGACAUGAAGAGUAUGAUAGAGAGACGAACACUACAGUGAAGGAAGGAAAUAGUUGGAAAUGCAAAAUGUGCAAGAGUGACUCCGUUCUUUGUGCACACAGUCGGAGGUGUGGCACGCAGGAUUCCAGUAGCCGUUCUCAGAACAACCAUUCAAAUGCUACUAAGAUUUAAGAAAAGAACAAUUUUUACAAAAUAUUGGGUGGGAAUGGGGCAGAUCUUUUGUUCUUGAGCUUGGACUGUAUUUUCCAUUCACUUUUAAUUUGUAAGGGAAACUGCUUCUACAUCCAUAGCACUGAAUCUCUGCCAGAUCCGAGGUGAAAAGGGAAAACAGGACAAGAAUCCCCCCUGGAAUUUGUCUAACUCCUAAGGAUGAAGGAGCAUGUUCUGAGGCUGCAGUUUUCUUUCUGAAAAUGCACUCUUCCUUUAAGUGUGCAUUGCCUCUGCCUGGAGCCCAGCCUUGCUGCCUCUUUUAAAAAAGAAAAAAAAAAGAAAAAAAAAGUUUUCUUCUAGUAUUUAUGGCUCAUAGUCCCCUACCACUCGAAUUCAUAAGACUGUGUAUCAACCAAAUACAUUUGUCAGCACAGUACAAAUCUGCUUUAAAUCCUCUUCUGUCGUGCCGCAUAUGCAAACGCCUGGUUUUGUAUAGACUGCACAGUGCUGUUUCAUUGCACAAGGAGUAUGCCUGGUUCAUCUUCUAGUUUUUCCAUGAAUGUUAUUGAAUCAAGUUAUGUUAUAAAUUUAAAUCACCAGAGAAGAGAGGGGUUUUUGCAACCUGUGUCAUCUUUUUAAUGGUAUGAAUAUUGCUAACUCAACUGCUUUUAAGUGAUCAAAGCACAAGACCUCACACAUCAACAAAGGCCUAAUCUACACUGGAGUUGCCACGGUAAAGCCUUUGGUGGCCAACCACCAAUGUAGCUGCACUGCUGCAAACCCUGCUGCAGGCAGAGCCAAUGUAAGCUUUUGCACAUAUUGCAGCCCAUAACAGCUUUGCUAGACUGCACUCGGGAGGAUGUACCAGUGCUCCAAGAACUGAAAUCCCUGGGAUGGACAAAUAUAAUAUGGCUGUAUCCGCUGGAGGGAGGGGAUGGUGUGUGUGUGUGUGUGUGUGUGUGUGUGUGUGUGUGUGUAAAAAAUAUUUAAAAAAAUCAGUGUUGAGCAGUCUGCGGCCCAUCAGGGUAAGCUGCUGGAGGGCUGCAACACAGUUUGUUUACAGUGAAUGUCUGCAGGCAUGGCCUCCUGUAGCUCCCAGUGGCUGCAGUUCAUGGUUUCCGGCCAGUAGGAAUUGUGGGAAGUAGUGACCAGCAAGUCCCAGUGGCCUGCUGCUUCCUGCAGCUCCCAUUGGCCAAGAGCAGUGAGCCGUGACCACUGGGAGCCGCAGGGGGGGGCUAUGCCUGCAGAAGCUCAACGUAAACUGCCUUGAGGCCUUCCAGUGGCUUACCCUGACGAGCCGUAGGUUGCUCACCACUGGUCUAUACACUUUGUCCAAGAACCAAAACUCUACAAACGAAAUUUACUUAACCUGCUCUAGUUCAUUAGAUCCCUGUUUGGGAGCAAAUGAUACUAAAGCAGAUAGUGUGGUUACAGUAAGAAAAGUCAGUCUGUUAACAGCACUGUGAUUUAGCCAAAUGCUGCACAGCAGUCUGGGAGCACAUGACCAGGCAAGGAAGCGGGUGACAUCUAUGAAAGGUGUUUGAAGGAAAAGCACCGUACUGCUUCCAAAACUCUAGCUCCUUUGAUAGCAGAUCUCCCAUCCUGACUCAGUUUUAUAAGUUACUUUGGAGACUUUCUUUCCAUAGAGUCAUAUUGACUCUUCCCUGUUCAUGCUGUUCCUCAUCUGUUCACGUCAUGUGCUUUGUGUAAUAUAAUUACUUCAAUACAGUUUUUAUGUUGAGACAGACUCCUGCUCAUUGUUUACUAUGACGUUUAAAUAAUUUAAAGACUAUUUAUCUUAUUGAAUUGCUUACUUUCUUGUCUUGAUGUGUUUUGAUACAAACCGUUUGGAACUCUUUGUAUUUUUUGAUACUGUGUACAUUAGCCUAGGGAAUGUUUUACAAGGUAGCCUAUGUAGAGUAACAAUAGCAGGGGAUGACUCCCAAGCCAUCACAUAUCUAGUUAAUCUGCAGUGGCAUUUGUGCCUUGCUAUAGUGUUUACUUCAACCUAUUUCAAAUAAAAUCAUCCAACAAUG
Molecule: messenger RNA, 6865 nt
Organism: Pelodiscus sinensis (Chinese soft-shelled turtle)
Lineage: Eukaryota; Metazoa; Chordata; Testudines; Trionychidae
Source: RefSeq, a predicted model, not a curated record